Schizophyllum commune H4-8 is the source of this 499-nucleotide messenger RNA. RefSeq lists its product as uncharacterized. The transcript has 3 exons. The record is from RefSeq and is a predicted model, not a curated record. NCBI's taxonomy places the organism in Eukaryota, Fungi, Basidiomycota, Agaricomycetes, Agaricales, Schizophyllaceae. Bases 16 to 363 code for a protein of 115 amino acids.
CAAAUCGCCGGUGGCAUGCACGCGCUCCCUAGUGCGCUCGUGCCUGCGUGGUCACCGACGCUCAAUGCGUGCUGUUGGUGUGACGAAGGCGAUGGGGGAGGGAAUUUCCUCCUCCCCCCUCUCUGGCGAGGGCGGGUGUUAUACCGUAGCGGAGUUACGAGUGCGAUGGGACCAACCGCGUUGACGCGCUAUCCGCUCUCGUCCUUCGCAAGGGGAGGAGGGAGGGGGAGGAGACCGAGCGCUUCGGUCUGCACGUUCGAGAGGAAGGGAUUGCAGGAGGGGGCUCGUGAUGAGAAGAAGGCGACGUGGAUGCUACGUGCCUUUCUUUCGAGCUGCUUGGGGUGGGGCUCCGAGUCGCUUUGACCCGGGCUCGACGACGCGACGUCGAGUGGGGUGUAACUCACGAGUUCAAUUAAUUACGACUCUGGCAUCUACGUGAAGCAAUACAACGCUUAGAACAAGCGGACGGGCUUGCCCGUGGUCGUCUUGAUGUGCAGCG